Messenger RNA from Scleropages formosus (Asian bonytongue), 2928 nucleotides. It is a transcript of the gene macir, whose product is annotated as macrophage immunometabolism regulator. Gene Ontology annotation, biological process: negative regulation of fibroblast migration; negative regulation of cytokine production involved in inflammatory response. Lineage: Eukaryota; Metazoa; Chordata; Actinopteri; Osteoglossiformes; Osteoglossidae. The record is from RefSeq and is a predicted model, not a curated record. Bases 392 to 1300 code for a protein of 302 amino acids. The transcript is spliced from 2 exons.
CUAUAUCGGGUACUGAUGUGCAAAUGAACACUGCACAGAUCCAGGGUGCAGAGGUCGGGGUGGGGAGAGCAGGCAGUAAUGCAGACAAUAGACACAGUCCAAACAUUGCAGACAGUGCCAGUGUUACAAGGGCAUUAGAAGGCAGUGAUGAGGUCCCCCACUGUCGUGUCAUCAAUAUACCUGAUAAUAUGAUUACUGCAGUUGUGGGUCAGCAAGGUGUAUAGCAGUGGGCUGAGCAUGCAACGUUGUGGUAAAUGCAGGAUAGGUUAAUGCUUAAUUGUUGUAAUGCCCCAAUUAAAAUAAAACCAGUAGUAUUUGAUUUGGCAGUAUUUAACUUAUUUUGCAUACGCUUUUUGUUACAAUCAAGCGGUGUAACAUCACGUCAGAAAUAAUGACACGUGAUACAUGUUUAUGGAUUGGUAUGUCUCCAUUUAGAAAGAAUAGUGAUUACCAUCUAAACUCUUAUGCAGAUGUUUCUCCGCAAUUUCCGUUUACAAGAAAUGCAUCGCGUCAAAAUCGCAUCUUGCAGAGGCAAUUGGUGACGUCACAAGCCGAUUACCUCACUCGGUCACGUGAAUUUACUACGCGCGUCCUCGUGCGUCCUCGUUCGGUCUGCUUGGGUGGAGGCGCGCGAGUCGGGUCGCUUCACCCCCCCCACCACAGUCAGGUCAUGUCUUUAACAAUGGAGAUGGAUGUCAGUGGCAUGUCCAGGGCACCCGUGUCCGUCCUGCCUGCUGCGGAGGCCAAAGCCGCCUUGAAGGCUGGUCCUGAGAAACCACGCUGUGCCAGCACGCCCUGCUCCCCCAUUAAAAGCACAGUCUCGGGAUACCAGAUUGUUCACAUGAACUCCAACUACCUGGUAGGCUUCACCACUGGGGAGGAGCUCCUGAAACUGGCCCACAAGUGGUCGAGCACUGAGAACCCCGGAACCGAGUCCUUGCCGAGCCUGUGCUCUAAACCACUGGAUCUAGGUCUCCAGCGAGCCUCCCGAAUAUACAGAACCAAGAGCCGAUACUACCAGCCUUACGACAUUGUGGCGGCCACCGGGCAGAGGCGGAGGCGAAUGCCCAGCUCAAGUGACAGCUACCUCAAGCCAUUGCCCACGGAGCCCGGCAAGGUGCUUCACGGACCCCUGCCGCUCUGCCUUCUCAAAGGGAAGAGGGCGCAUUCGAAGUCUCUUGACUACCUCAACCUGGACAAAAUGAGCAUCAAGGAAUCUGUGGACACGGAGGUCCUGCAGUACCAGUUGCAGCACCUUACCCUCCGAGGGGAGCGCGUGUUUACGAGGAACAAGACUUGAAGGAGGGGCCUGGGGGGUCGGGGGGUGAGGGUGAAGCAGAGGAUGGGCGUGCUGUGGGUUUGGUCACUUCCCACAAGACUCCACCUCUGAUGCUAUGAUCAGCACCUCCCAGGAGCAUGGGCAGUUCUCCAAACUGACAUUUGUGUUAUUUAUCUCUUGUCUCGUGAACCAUUGCCUAUGUGGGUUACACCUGAGAUUACACGAUGCACACAAAAAAAUUGCUUAAAUCAGCAAAUGAGUUUGCAGUGUGUGGCAUUAAAGGAGUAAUUACAAAUGGUUAGAUUAAGUUCCAAGAGUAGCAAUAACCUGAGUGCUCCUUUGUUUUUGUUUUGUUUUUUUUUCUCUCUUUCGCAAUGCAUCUAUUGCAGAAUUUGUAUUUUUCUGCCUCUGAUUGCACUGUUAGACAUCUUGAAUAUUUAUGAAAAUAUUGCCUCUGAACUUAAAAGCACACCUCUUCUUCACCUGACCCGACAUGUUGGAUAUUAGCACACCUAGGAAACUCGCCUGUGUGAAUCAUACGACAUCUUUAGUAAUUUUAUGUAAAACACUGACUGUUAUAUAAUCAUAAGGUUAUUUAAAAGAGUAUUUGGAGGGAUUUGUGAAGAAGAAGCUUAUUGGCAAAGUGCUUAAAAUAAGAUCAGUUAUAUCCAGAAUUAAUCCUUAUCACUGUUCCUACAAAUAUGCCUGAUACUGAACAGGAAUACAUUAAUCUGCCAGUUUUAUUUGAUUUUGUAUCCUUUUCUGCGUGCGUGUGAAUGUGUAGAUGUAUGAGCUUUCAAAACAUCUUUUUAGUGAAAGUGGAUGGCUAUUAGAAAAUUGAAAAUUAGAGAAGUGGAAGGUUAAGGCCCUAUGUGUGCACAAUUAGUUUUAUAAGAAACUUCUUGUACAGGUUUAUAGAUCCCAAACACAUAGCUUUAGAAACCAAAGGAGUUGAUGAAUAUCCUGUAAAAACUUGAUAACCUUCUGAUGACUUUUUGAUAACUUUGUUUUCAUUGCAUAAAACAAAGGACAAUCAGUGGGAGUUUUCAUCCCUGGAGUAGGUUGACGUAACAUGGCUAGGCCCUGUUGAGCAAAACUUUUUCCCGCCAAAUGUGAACUUUGACUCGGUCAGUAGAUUUAAUAUUAAGAUCAAAUUUCAUUUCUUAAUUUCUGAGUAAGUAAAAAAAAUUUUUUUUCAGACUUUUCUUUCAAAUUUUAUUUCAAAACUAUUUUAGAUCCUGGUUUUGUUAAUUCUGCUUAUCAAAAAACUAUUUGCAGCUAAUACAGUGCUGGUGUGCUCUCAUAUGUUUACUAAAAGGUGGUUUGUACAUUUUUUUUUCUUGUCUAUUUUUCUUACAGCUGUUGUCCAUGUAGACGUUACUGUUGUUUUAAACACUUGUAUUCCUUUGAGUAAAAGUGCUACUUGUAAAGGCACAGUUAAAGCACCUUAAACUAUAAUGCAUAAUGUCUAAAAGUAAAGUGACUGUCAUCCUGAGCAUCUGAACAUUACAAAACUUUUGCAAAUCACUGACUGUUAAGCAUUUUUCAGUAACAAAUGUGUUAAUAUUUGUUGGACAGUAAUUGCCAGUGAUAUAGUACUGUGCAAAAGCUUUAGGCACUGGGGGGGGGGACUGUAAAGUGAGAAUGCU